Molecule: messenger RNA, 109 nt
Organism: Megalopta genalis
Lineage: Eukaryota; Metazoa; Arthropoda; Insecta; Hymenoptera; Halictidae
Source: RefSeq, a predicted model, not a curated record
UUCGAGGAAUAUCCGGUGGCAUGUGCGCUGUCUUCUUGCCAGUCGAAGAUAGAGUCGUGAAUCUGGUCUGCGAGGAACUUGAACCAGUGGUACCCUCGCGAGGUGACAG